AUGGAGCCAUCAGCUGUGCGUGCAGGGGUGCCAAUGGCGCUGCCCUACUGUCCUUCUGAGGGUGAAGAGUCUGCCACGAGCCAAGAGGAAGUGGCAGCGGCGGCUGAGCAGCCCAAAAAGGAGGCAGCAGCGGCUGAGCAGUCCAAAAAGGAGGCGGAGCCCAAAGAGGAGGUCAAGCAGGAGGGGAGCGUGGCCAAGCGCAUGCGAAUCCACGGACCUGGAAAUGGGGCAGAGCUGGACACGGCGAGACGGUGGACACGUUGUACGAGCCGGUCAAUUGCGCUGCCUUGCGGCGCCUCUUGCAGAGCCGCGCCGCCUGGUCCCUCGGCCUGCGCGAGGACCUGUUCAGCAUUCUCUACCGCUGCGACCUCCCAAUUUGGGGGCGACACUCAGGAGCUUGUGGUGAUGUAUCGCGAGUUGCCAGGCAUCAACGGCAAGAACAGGCGCCGCUACAGCGGGGCCAAGCUGCUUAAAGAGGACGACGGCUCGGCGCCGCCCGUGUGUGUCCGGGCGCACAAGCAGGGACUGUCCGAAUAUGAAGCUACUCGGGGCCUCUUCUCCAUGACCAAGAUCGUGAAGGAGCUCGGGCGGGCGGGGCUGCCCAUUGCAGACCUGGACAUCGUGCACGCGGCGCCGGUGCUGCAGCACAGACGGCACCCGGACAAGCCGUGCUUGGAACGUCUGGUCAAGGACCGUGAGACCUGCUACAAAGAGCUCGGCUGCAGCCGGGAGGCUGCCAAGAAAACCUUCAACGGCUUGAUCUGUGGCGGCGGCACCCGCCAUUUGCAGACCAUGGCGAAGGACUACGGCGUGAUCCACAGCCCCUUCUUGAAGGAGUUUAGGAGCGAGCAGCAGGUCAUCAGAAGACAGGACGCCGCAGCUUACCCUCGGGUAAUGGAUGAGCUGCAGCGCAGGGGAGUGCGCUAUCCGGAAGCAACUCUCCAAGAGCUGCUUCACGAGGUGGACGAGCGGGCUGCGAUGGACCAGGUGGCAGAGUGGCUGCGCAAGAACCCCGACACCGGCAGCAUCAUUUCUCACGAGCAUGAUGGGGCGCCGGUGCUGGACUCCAGCGGGGUCGGCGAUGACGCUUGGAAGCAGCGCCUCGUGGAUGGGGCGCAGCAACAGACCGGGCUGGAGUUUGCCGUGAAGCCCUACAGGUCGGAGGCGAUGAUUUGGGCGCUGCUCAGGCAUGAACACCCAGAGCUGGAUUGGGACACCCAAGACCUGGAUGCGUAUCAGCUCGAGUACAAGCGCGUGCAGCUGAAGUACUACAUGCAUGAUGGCAGGUCCCAGCCGGACAUGCUGGUUGGCGAACUCAUCGGCGCACAGCCUGCUCCCGACAAUUCCGCGGUGCUGUGCCGCGAUGUCUUCCGGACGCUAGCAGACGCCCGCGACAUCGAAGUGGCCCAGCAGGUGGUGGACGGCUGCUGGAAGGAAGACGUCUUUCCACCGGCGUGGACACGCAAGUCUGGGUGCAUGCUGCAGGCCACGGAAUUCUUCGUGGGCCAGAUGUACCAGGAGGCCUUCAUGGAAUCUAUGGACGCGAAGGAGACUGAUCGCUAUGUGCUCUUCCGCGGCGGCCUGACACUUGAUCGGGACACGAAGCUGGUGGAGCGUGGCCGCAGGGACCUCUUCAUCACUCGCAGGGCUGGCCUCGAAUACCCCGCUGAGCUUGCCUCGAAGUGGGCGGAGGAGCUGAAGCAAGUCUUCGAGAGGGCCAAGGCGUAUGAGCAGGGCUUCCUCACGGCCUCGCUGAACGGCUACUCGGUGAUGCUGUCGGAGACUUUCAAGAACCUUGCAGAGCGCCUGGAGGUCGUGCGAAUCUUGUACUCGCUGCACAGUAUGGAGACCCUGGUCUGUCAACCGGGCGGGCCGCGAGAUGCCAUCAGGCACAUAUCAUGGGGGGCCGGCUGA
Messenger RNA from Symbiodinium natans, 1914 nucleotides. NCBI's taxonomy places the organism in Eukaryota, Dinophyceae, Suessiales, Symbiodiniaceae. The record is from the annotation of a GenBank genome assembly.